Molecule: messenger RNA, 465 nt
Organism: Drosophila mauritiana
Lineage: Eukaryota; Metazoa; Arthropoda; Insecta; Diptera; Drosophilidae
Product: protein Turandot F
Exons: 2
Coding region: 32-409 (125 amino acids)
Biological process (GO): immune system process
Source: RefSeq, a predicted model, not a curated record
CAACGUACUCAGUGCAACAUCAAGACGAAAUAUGAAGACAGUAAUUCUAUUUGGUUUCCUGCUGGUGCUUCUUGGAUAUUUAGGAGAAGGACAUGCACAGAGUGAUCCUGAGUUUACGGCCAAGGCUCGUCAAAUGCUCGCAAUCUUCGGCAACUCAGAGGUCGAUAGAUACACCAAGUCCCGAAAUUUGCCCGCAUUGAUUGAGUUCUACGAGAAGUACUCCAGUCGUCUGCCAUUGACUGUCCAGGAUCGAACCUAUGCUAACAAUGUGGUCAGGAGGUACCGGGCACAAAACAACCAGCAGGUCGAUGGUGUUCCUGCUCAGGGCGGAAUUGGUCUGGUGUUCGCGCUACUUCUUCCUUUCGCUAUGUCAAUUGUGGAAGGAAUCGCCAAGGCGAUCAGAGAAUAGCCAUACCAUCUGGUAGCAGACUUUGGAUUUUAAAACAAUUCUUAAAACAACUAUAA